Messenger RNA from Paramisgurnus dabryanus, 1955 nucleotides. NCBI's taxonomy places the organism in Eukaryota, Metazoa, Chordata, Actinopteri, Cypriniformes, Cobitidae. The record is from RefSeq and is a predicted model, not a curated record.
CACAAUACUGGCUCGUCGUAAGACAGGUGCUAGCCUUGCUAACUGAAAUCCAGUGGAAUUCAUUUGCUUAUUUGUAGAAUAGAUAUGAUAGAUUUACGUUUUCUUAACUCGUGCUAUUAUGCUGUAUUUUAAAGCCACACAGUACUGUCAUUGUUUCAAACGCGUUCGUUGUUUAUGAUCAAGUUAGUGGACUUCGCACUGUUGCACACUAUUUGUUCUUUGGAUGAGUGGUUAAAGAUUACAGUUAGUCAACCUGUUCUGUUCUCAAUAGAAGUUAGAACUUGUUCCACGACGAAUCUAGCACAAAUUCAUGCAAAGUUAGGUUAAAGUUGUGAUCAACAUAAAAAUGGCAACUCGUUCAGUGCUGAAAGAAGCCAGCAGUCAGCCGCACUUCAUACAGUUCAACAACCUCGCAUGUGAAACAGCUGGAGGAAAGGUAAUUUUUGCCACAGAUGAGUGGUUUGCCCCUGCUAGAAAUCUUUUGAAGAGGGAACCUCCUGAAUUCAUUGCUACAGCGUUUACUGAAUUUGGCAAAUUGAUGGAUGGCUGGGAAACCAGGAGGAAAAGAAUAGCAGGUCACGACUGGUGCGUGGUGCAGUUAGGAGUUCCUGGAAUUAUUCAUGGCUUUGAUGUUGACACGUCCUUCUUCACUGGAAACUUCGCGCCGUACGUCUCCGUUCAAGCCGCAUGUCUCGAUCAGACACCGUGUUUCAUUCCGGAAGGAGAUCGUACAGGAACGGCUGCUUCCCAAAGCCAGUUUGAAGCUGUUGCACAGCUUAAGUCGGACAGCUGGGAGGAGCUUGUACCAAUGACAGCACUGAAGCCGGGGUACUCUGAUUCAUGCCACAACUACUUCAGCGUCACUUUCGCACACAGAGUCACCCAUAUCCGUCUUAACAUAUAUCCAGAUGGUGGUGUAGCAAGGCUGAAAGUUUAUGGCAUUGGAAACAAGGACUGGUCUACUGUACCUAGUAAAGACCAUGUAGAUCUGGUUGCCCUGGUCAAUGGAGGAGUAUGUGUAGGCUACAGUGAUGCCCACUACGGUCACCCGCGCAAUAUGAUUGGUCUGGGGAGGGCUGACAACAUGGGUGAUGGGUGGGAGACAGCCAGACGCCUGGAUCGGCCCAAAAUUUUACAAGUGGAUGAGAAAGGCAUAUUACAAGUGCCAGGUUCCGAGUGGGCUAUUUUCAGACUAGGACAUCCUGGAGUAAUAAGCAAAAUUGAACUAGACACCAACCAUUUUAAAGGAAACUUCCCAGAUUCUUGCAGAAUUGAAGCUUGCAGUUUGACUCCAGAUGAGGAGAAGAAAUGUAUUCAUAGCCAGUGGCAAAGUUGCCCCAAGUGGCAAAUUCUUCUUCCUCCUCAGAAAAUGAAGCCACACCACAGGCAUUAUUUUUCUGAAGAGUCUGUGGUACGAUGUGGGCCCGUGACUCAUGUUCGUCUGGUCAUAGCUCCUGAUGGAGGGGUCAGCCGUCUCCGACUCUGGGGUCAACCGGUGUCUAACACCUUGAUCUGCCCUCGACAAACAUCCAAACUGUAACGCAACAUGCGUUCCUAAAAAUUAAGGUGCUUAAAAGGCACUCUUCACAGCGUUGCCAUAGAAGAAACAGUUUUGGUCCUCGAAGAACUAUUCGGUCAGUUUCUUUAAAGCUACAUUUCUCUCUUACCUUUUUAUAAUCUGAAGAACCUUUUUUAUCACAAAGAACCUUUUGUGAAACAGAAAUGUUCAGAUGUUAAAGGUUCUUUAUAGACAGUUUCAGCAGCGAAACAUAAACAAACAGCUUUCGUGCCACAAACUUAACUUCCGGUAGACCUCCUCAUAGAAUCAGUCCUUCUAGAGUAGAUUUUUAAUAACAAGCAAAAUAAAUAAUCAUUAAAGGGGUCAUAUUGUAAGAUUUUUUAAAGAUGUAAAAUAAAUGUUUGGUGUCCCCAGAGUGCGUAUGUGAAGUUUGAGC